Messenger RNA from Magallana angulata, 5862 nucleotides. Its product is annotated as PH and SEC7 domain-containing protein-like. The record is from RefSeq and is a predicted model, not a curated record. The coding region runs from base 187 to 2580 and encodes 797 amino acids. Gene Ontology annotation, biological process: regulation of ARF protein signal transduction. The transcript has 13 exons. NCBI's taxonomy places the organism in Eukaryota, Metazoa, Mollusca, Bivalvia, Ostreida, Ostreidae. Gene Ontology annotation, molecular function: phospholipid binding; protein binding; guanyl-nucleotide exchange factor activity.
AGUGAGACUUCGAAGCCCGUUUCCUGUUGAUGGAUGGAGAGGAUUACUUGAAUUAUUUCGGAGACUUUUAGGUCUGCAGUGCUUUUUAUAAUGCCUAAAUCUCUUCAUCCUAAUGCAACAACAAUAAUUAAGAAAGGUAGAAAUUAAGCAUUAUAGUAACACUAAUGCAAGGUCACACUUCACACAAUGGGGGAACGAGUCACAGCCAGCCCCUCCCGAAUCCCUGUACUCAUGCAAUCCAAUAGUCACCAAAUCAAUGGAACCACAGAAAGACCAGAGAAUACUGAUGGCAGUGGACAGGAAAACGGACAGAAAAGAGGACCUCAGAAUCACGCUGAGUCCAAAGGUUUUGAGACAUUUUUGAUGACCGGGGAAAUGAUCAUCAGAACUUCUCAAAAAACCCGCAACCCCUCUAGUAGAAAUGCGUCAGAUAGUACAGAUGAAUCUUUCGAUAGUCAGUCUAGUCUUACAAUGAAAUGUAAUCACUUGUCGGCCGAGUCUGGGUUUGAGGAUCACGACACUCAGGAGAAGACAUUGGCAACAGAUGCAGCGGAGGACAUCGGUAGCCCAAUGAGCUCCUCACAAAGUUCUGCAUUGUCCUCUGAUCUCAAGUCAGAUGUUUCAGAGCAGACAGUGAUAAGACAGAAUAUUGGCAGCGAAUCAGCUAGUGUGACUGACAGCAGUUCAGGAGUUGUGUCCCCUGAUAACUCUAAUGGGGACUUAACUGUUGAUGACUCCAUGAAGGACUCCACUGAAUCAGGGAAAAUGGUGACAAGUAAAAGUGCCGAUAAAAUCGCCUCAUCAGGUCACCAAGCAGUGAGAGGAAGUAAAAGCCAGGAAUUACGAACUAAUACAAGUGAAUUCUCCACUGUUAAUAUAGACAUUGAGGAAGAUGUGGCACAAUCUCUGGACCAGAUCCCUCAGCAAGGAAAGAACUCUUUUCAAGCAAAUGUAAGCAGGAGUGUGGAAAGCUCACCAGAACACGGCAAGUCAGACAGAAGUCAUGAUCGAGAAUUCAUCCCUGGCUUCAUCAGUCUAGAUGGCAAUGUGAAUGGUGCUAAUACCUGUGAUACUAACAGUGAAAAUGAAACAUGUGCCAAACAAGGGGACGACAGUGUUCGGUCCGAUGGGGACAUUUCUCAUAGAUCUGAGCGAGACUCUCUAGAUCCCUCCAUGGAUCCCAAUCUGCUGGAUUAUCAGCCACCAACAAAGAGUGUGGAUCAACCAUCCGCACACAGGCUGGCCAAGCGGUUGUUUCAUAUGGAUGGGUUCAAGAAGUCUGACAUUGCCAGACAUCUUUCAAAGAAGAAUGAUUUCAGUUCGCUGGUGGCUGAAGAAUACUUGAAGUAUUUUGACUUUGAAGAUGAUACUCUAGACAUGGCAUUACGGAAAUUUCUCAGUCAAUUUUCUCUCAUUGGUGAAACUCAGGAGAGAGAGCGUGUCCUUGAUCAUUUUUCCCGAAGAUACAUGGAGUGCAAUCCUAGAUCUUUUAACUCUGUUGAUGCUUGUCAUACCCUAACAUGUGCCAUUAUGCUGUUAAACACUGAUCUUCAUGGACAGGGCAUUAGAAAGAGAAUGACCUGUUCAGAAUUUAUUGAGAACUUAGCAGAAUUGAAUGACGGAGAAAACUUCUAUAAGGAGGUUUUGAAGUGUAUAUACCAUGCCAUUAAAACAGACCAAAUUGAAUGGGCUGUGGAUGAUGAUGAAGAUGAUACCUCACAAGUAGAGGAAACAUUACCUCCCCCUAGUCAGCCUGCCGUUUCUCUGCAUAAUCCAUACCUUGAUAUUCCUGAUCCUAGUCAAACAACAGAAUACAAGAAUGGGUAUAUAAUGAGGAAAUGCUGUAAAGAACCUGAUAGUAGAAAAACUCCACUUGGCAAGAGAGGAUGGAAGGUGUUUUACUCGUCGCUGAGAGACAUGGUGCUCUACCUGUACAAGGACCAGCACAGCAAAAGUCAGCUGGUGGACGGCACACAGAACGCCAUCAGAAUACACCACUGUCUGGCCUCCAAAGCCACCGACUACACCAAAAAACAGCAUGUGUUCAGACUAGAGACAGCCGAUUGGGCGGAAUAUCUUGUACAGACCAGUGACAGCAAAGAGCUUCAGUCCUGGAUUGACACCAUCAAUUAUGUGGCUGCCAGUCUGUCAGCACCUGCCUUGCCAAAUGCUGUGGGAUCACAGAAAAAGUUCCAGCGCCAGCUGUUGCCUGCUACCUACUCUAAACUCAACUUGAGAGAGCAGUUGGAGAGCCAUAGUAACAAAGCUCAUGAGAUUGAGAAAGAUUUGCAUGAGCAUAGACAGUUUCCUCCAGAGAAGGGCUCCAAAGCCAGAAUCAUCCAAGACUACAUAGAAAAAGAAAGCUACCUAGAACAUGAGUUGAAGCGAUACAACACAUACAUUUACCUGUUAAAAGCUCACAUGGCUGCCUUUCCUGAACUGGAACCUUCGCUCGUGGAGACCGUUAUUGGUGAAGUAGACGAGUCAGGUGACCUAGAUAGGCGAGCCUCGCCUUCACAUAGGGGCGGAGUCCAGCGGAGCUUGUCUGAGAGGGUCGAAGAUUUCGGUACUCUUGUUUAGUGACAAAUACUGAAGAAAAUUCCAAUAGUGGCCUCGUAAAUGGCGAGUAUAUAAACACGGAGUCUGCUGUGACCCACCUCUAGCCCACACUUGUCUCUCAGACUUACAACUUCAAGUCAUCUACAAGUCAACUCAAAUUAAUUCAUAGCACUCUAUGUAGAAAUUGAAUUCACAAGAAUUUAUCUGUGAUCCUGUGCACAAUUUAAUAUGCACACAUUCUAUAACAGACAAUCUGACUCUUAUUUACCAAAUUACUCUUUGGUACAAAAAUUAUAUAUAUAUAUAUUAUAUAUAUAUAUAUAUACAUUGUGAGGGAGGCCCUGUAACCGGCUCGUAGUGGUUCAGCAGGCCCUGCACCUAGCUUGUGUUGUGUUUUUCCAAAAACAUGGGAUUUGAUGCUGCUUGCAUAGUCAAACAUCAUAUCUGGUGCUAGAAUAUAUUUAUUGCUGAGUUAAUGUUAGUGCAUAUUCAUUUAACCGUAUUAAUUUUCUGUAUCUGAUAUGUAUUUAGUUUAGCAUUUUAUUUUAGCAAUUUUUUGUUUUAUUUCUUGUAUUGUCAAUGUUUUAUUUUAUUAAUCGCCAGUUUUAUCAAUUUAAUAAAGAUUUUUAAAAUCAUGCAAAGUAUAUAUUUUGUAAUCAGAGCAACACUGAUAAAGAAUAUAAUGCUUCCUAUCUUCUCUGAUUGGAAAAUUAUAAUUCUGUGAAUUUCGCAAGUGUCAAUUGAAAUGUUUGCAUUGGAGUGAUUAACAUUUGUCCUUUAGACUUUUUGUAAUCAGUUAUUAUUUUAAUAUGAAUGAAACUACAGUUGGGAGAAAAAUGAAAAUUACUCUCCCUACAUGUACAUCCCCACAAGAACAAAAAAACAAAACUACUUCAUACUUUUUCAGGCUUCUUCAUCAGUCUGUUCACCAUGGAAUUUUAAACAAAAUAUUCAGAAUAUAUUAUUAAUUUAAUCCAGAAGUUCAAAAUUCAAAUUUUAAUUUGAAAUAUGAAGUUUUUAAGAUUCAAAACAAUCUCUAAGUGAUUAUCAUUGAUGUCCAAACACAAAAGUUGUUGUUAUUUUUCAAUGAUUUUCCAUGGAUUUUAAUAGACUGUCAUAGUGCCUCAAUCUUUCAAUAAAUCUACUAAUGCAGCUGCCACACAAUGCAGUACCAAUGAAGAGCUUCAAAUUGAAACUUAUAUUGGUUUUAAGUAUUGAUGCACAUUAUGUCACUUAUGUCACUUACUUUGACAUAAGAACUGUUGUUCUAAUUGAGUUAGUCCCAGCUGAGAUUUUAUGAUCACAUUGCAUCCAUGCAUUUGUUAACUUUUAACAUUUCAACUUCUUCUAUUAAACCAUUCAGAAAUGCAUAUAUGAGUAAAAACCAAAUUUAUUUAAUUUCAUGAGCCAGGGUGUGGCUCAGAGUUCAUGUAUUUAAAAGUGAAAACAGAGAGGAAGACAAAAGUUCAAUUUAAAACAGCUGUUACUCAGGUGAGUAAUGUAUCCUAUGGGCCUUUUGUUAAGAUCUCGUGUGAAAUACCCUUAACUUAAAUUUAUAAUGUAUAGAUAAUUGGCAAAGCAACAAAUAUUACCUAUUUUAAUGACAUGAUCCUACUAAGGAACCUGUAGAUUAAUUGCAAAAGUUGUUCAGAAUAAAUUCAUUUAAUAACUUUAAAGUUUAGCUUUACCAAAUAUCAGAGAGGACUAUCUUGUGGUUAAGCAUUGGCAGACAUGUAAAUAAACAGUCACUGUACAUUCUACAGUUGCCAAGUACAGAGAAUUAACUAUUAAACCAUCAUGUGUAUUCCAUUGUCUUUGAUACGGUCAAAUAUCUGUUGGUAUUUUAAAAAAAUUCUCCAAAAUCUUUUUUGCCCAAAAUGCAGAAACUUGUAUGGAAGCAUUCUCAGGUAGUUUAGAUAUAAGUUAGUUCAAAUCAUGAUUCCUUGGGGUAGGGUGGAGCCACAGUGUGGUUGGGGCAGGAUCGGAUUUUUACAUAACGGUAGAAAUAUGUAGAGAAAAAUCUUCUUUUACAAAACUUAUCAGCCAGAAAUGCUGUCACUUGUGUGGAAGCAUCCUCAGGUGGUAGAUUCAAGUUUGUUCAAAUCAUGAUCCCAAGUGGUAGGAUGGGGCCACAAUGGGUGAGGGGAUGAAUUUUUACCUAGGAAUAUAUAGAGAAAAAUCUUAAAAACUUUCUUCUUUUUGUAUUAAUAUAAAGAAAUAUAUAUCCCAUUAUGGAAUAUUAUAAAUGUUAAGUAUUUGAAUAACAAACUUGAGUUAUUUUUGUCAAUCAUAAACCUUACAUUGCUUCAUUGACUUAGCCUGUCAAUUUUUUUAUGGAUAAUACGUACCAAUACCCAAAAUACCAGAAAAAGUUAGUUUAUUGGUUGUUCAUCUACAUAUACCUUUAACCACUCUGGUGUGGGUGUUGAUUCUAUGGAUACAGAUGGCCAGGAGGAAUCGGUCACAGGAGUUAAGCCAUAUUUUCAGCAUGGGUGAUGUACCAAAUAAUUUUGGAGCCAUAUUCCUGUGUAAAGUAACUACUGACAAGUGUUGAGGUGAUCUUUUUGUAGUCUUUGCUUAUCCCAGCAUGUUGAAUGAUUGAAUACAGUUUUCAUAGAUUUCAAAUAUACACAUACAUUUCAGAAUUUAAGUAUAUUUUUACAUGUAGUACCUCACUUUAGUGGAGUGUUAAAGAACAUACUGCAUAUCAAAACACAAAAUAUGAAUAUCAUUUCCAUACAAUAUCUGUAUUGGGAUGCAUGUUAAUUGUUAAUUUAGAGAAGCAUACAUUUUUGGAAACUUGUGGUUUUAUUUGAGUUUCAUUUACAUGUAGAAUGUUUGACUUCAUUUAAGUUGGGAGAUGAGGAUGAUUGCUAAAUAUAUGGUUUGAUUUCUAUCCUGCACAAAAUACAAUACCUAGCUAGGGUUAACGAGUGAAGUUAAUUUAGGGACAAUGCAACGUAAUGAAAAAUGUAUUAUAUGAAUUGAAUUUUAGAAAAUUUAUUGUACAUUAUAUAAUAGCUAUCUCUUUACUUUUAUAAACAACUUUUCAACUGAUUACAUAACAUAUCACCUGACUGUAUGAAUAUACAUGCAGCAGCAUUAUAAGCUAGCAGAAAUUUUAUUCUAUAUUUUAUUAUCGAACUAACAUUUUUUUUUACGUAAUUUUAUAAAAAUGUGUACAUGUAUUUAUUGGUGUUGUUGCCUAAGGAACACAGUGCUUUUAUGCAUGUAUGUAUGCACAUGGUUCCUUUUUAACGACAAAUAUUUAUCGAUAGUAUUUGAUAAAGCAUUGUCUUUAUU